UGGUUUCUUUAUUUCCAACAUGAGAUAAUAAGAGUAUUGAUGACAUCGAUGAGUGAUCAGAGUGAAGUCGAAGCAGCAGCUCCACUGCUCCACGAGCCUCCAUCAUCUCUGUGUUUAUUGUCCACACAUCGGCGUCACUUUUUCACACAAUAAUCACCGGCAGCUGCUUGUUUUUGCUCCGAGACCCGAAACUAACGUGUGGAGCAGCCGGUGGACGGGUUCUGACCGAGCCCCGAGACAUUUGGACCCGUUUUAGGAGACAAAGAAGAGGGAAAAGUCGCCGGUCCGCGUCGCUCGCGGCGGCGAUCAGACGAGGUUUGGAGUCUCCGCAGACAGAAAGCCGAGACUCCCGGAGCUCUGCGCGGCUUCUCCAUCAGCACACACGCCGCAGCUGUCGGCUCCAUCCACCGGCGGCUUCCACCUCAUGUUGUACCGUCAUUUUAUGGCGUUAUAUCGGUGAAGAGAAAACACAAGUGUCCCGGUGUUCAGAGAGCACAGACAGGGAGCAGUGCCGGGGUUGAGUCUCCACGGUUCUCAUGGUGUGUUUAAGCACAGCCCCCUACUCAAAUGAAAUCAGUUGAGUCUGACUUUUCAUCAGCGAACACUAAACAUGGCAGAAGAAGCACCAGCCCCCGCCGCGGCUCCAGCCAAGGCUCCAGCCAAAGCCCCCAAGAAGAAGGCGGCGAGCAAGCCCGCGAAGGCCGGACCCAACGUCCGGGAGCUGAUCAUCGCCACCGUGACCGCGUCCAAGGAACGUAACGGCGUGUCUCUGGCCGCCCUGAAGAAGGCUCUGUUGGCCGAAGGAUACGACGUGGAGAAGAACAACAGCCGCGUGAAGACCGCCGUGAAGGCUCUGGUCGCUAACGGGACUCUGGCUCAGCCCAAGGGAAGCGGAGCCUCCGGUUCUUUCAAGCUGAACAAGCAGAAGGCUGAACCCAAGGCCGCGAAGCCGGCCGCGAAGCCCGCAGUUAAAGCCAAGAAGCCCGCUGCUAAGAAAGCCGUAGUAGCCAAGAAGGCAAAGCCCGCAGCGAAGAAGCCAGUGGCCGCUAAGAAGUCCCCGAAGAAGGCAAAGAAACCCGCGGCGGCGCCGGCCAAGAGCCCCAAGAAGGCAGCCAAGAGCCCCAAGAAGGUCGCUGCUAAGAGCCCCAAGAAGGUCGCCAAGAAAGCCGCUGCUCCCAAGAAGUCUCCCGCCAAGAAGGCGGCGAAGCCCAAAGCAGCGAAGAAGACCGCGGCCAAGAAGAAGUAAACUGUGUCUGACGAAACACCUGCAAAUACAAAGGCUCUUUUAAGAGCCACACAACUCUUUCUACAAGAGCACCAACACUCCGAAUUAUUAUCUUAAUGGGGAUUUUUACCUGCUG
Solea solea (common sole) is the source of this 1361-nucleotide messenger RNA. RefSeq names its product histone H1-like. The record is from RefSeq and is a predicted model, not a curated record. Gene Ontology annotation, biological process: nucleosome assembly. Gene Ontology annotation, molecular function: DNA binding; structural constituent of chromatin. Lineage: Eukaryota; Metazoa; Chordata; Actinopteri; Pleuronectiformes; Soleidae. Bases 611 to 1246 code for a protein of 211 amino acids. The transcript has a single exon. Gene Ontology annotation, cellular component: nucleosome.